Verticillium alfalfae VaMs.102 is the source of this 2106-nucleotide messenger RNA. RefSeq names its product fungal specific transcription factor domain-containing protein. The record is from RefSeq and is a predicted model, not a curated record. The transcript is spliced from 7 exons. Gene Ontology annotation, molecular function: DNA-binding transcription factor activity, RNA polymerase II-specific; DNA binding; zinc ion binding. The coding region runs from base 1 to 2106 and encodes 701 amino acids. Gene Ontology annotation, biological process: regulation of DNA-templated transcription; DNA-templated transcription. Lineage: Eukaryota; Fungi; Ascomycota; Sordariomycetes; Glomerellales; Plectosphaerellaceae.
AUGGAUGAUAUCCGCUGCGACAAAGGGUCUCCCUGUUCUCAUUGCCGGCGUGUCGGCGUCGAGUGUGUUCAAUUGACCGUCAAGCCUAGAGAGAAGCGCACACGAAUCCUUCUCACGUCUCAAUAUGAAAGGAAGAUUGAUGUUCUCGACCACCGGCUUGACGGCGUCACCAAAUUGCUGGAGGAUCUCAAGAUCAUCUUGUCAGCCUCUAGCAGUAGUCCAGGGCUCAAAAAUACCAAGACAGCUACAAGCCCCAUGGUUCCUCCUGCCACCUCGCCAGCCAGUCGUGCAGGCCCAUCAGAGUCAGCAGCUGGACAAGUGACUGAAGGGGAGUCUUCGCUAUCGGCACACUCUGCCUUCGUCCACGAUUUCCUUCAAGGCCUUGUCGAGGAAGGCUCUCUUCAUCACCCUGAUCCUGAGAUUGACAGGACCAUGAAAGCGCUCUCAGGCCUCGUCAGCGCGUCACGGCGGCAACCUGAGACUCACGAAUCCAUGUUGAGUCUCGCAAAACCAAAAGAGAGUGCGCAGCAACGGAUCUCAGAGCUACCGCCCAUUCAAACGUCAGUGGCUCUCAUCCGCCUGGCGAAAACACAGAAGCUCGCCGGGACCGGCUGGAUCUACGAGUUCAUCACGAUGCGGCCGUUCGGUGAUCUUUGUCUCAAUGUUUACUUCUCCGAGGAUCACUCGGCUUUUGAUUCUAUCAGUGUCAAUGCUGGAUUGUAUUCACUAUGUUGGGACUAUGCCCUGUCGUCCGACAUUGCCCCUGGCGAGAAGGAGCAAUACAUGACGUAUGCUCAAUCGUGUCGCGAGAACCUUGAGACCGGGCUCGCGAACCUGCCCCUUUAUUUUCCGGCAACCUCGGAUGCCAUAGCUGCUCUGCUGUUCGGCGCCUUCUAUACUCUACAGUUCGCGAAAUCUUCCCUGUGCUGGGCAUUGUCUUCUAAAGCUUCGGAAUUGUGUCAGACAUUGGGCUAUCACCGAGCCGCUUCCACAGAGAACCAAGUGGCAGAGGACCCAGCCUACGCCCAGUUCCUCUUUUGGACUACUUACUAUAUUGAAAAAGGUCUAAGCCUUCGCCUAGGCAGACCCUCUACGAUUCCCGACUGGGACAUCACCGUCAGCCCUCCCUCAUCUUCGGCCCCUGACCAGGCUCCCGUCCUGGCCUUCUUCGUGUUAUGGGUACAGACUGCAAAAUGCCAAGGCAACAUCUACGAGCUGCUCUACAGUCCCGGCGCCGUGGGCCUCCCCGAUGCCUUGCGACAGUCCAGAGUUGAGAUCUUGCUGUCGAGCUUGCGCGACAUUGAUAAAGAGACGCAAAAGACUAGGAUUGCAUGGCUCGAAAUCUCCAAAGAAAAUUCGGGCGACGAUUUAAUGGACUUCUAUGCCACCUCGGACGACAUCCUUCGGCUGUCCUUGCUGACUCAUGUCCACCGAGCUGCUCCAAGGGCUUCAUCCUCGUCCACAACCUUCAGUUCUGACUGUCUUGAAGCUGCGAGAAUGACGCUAAAGCGGCAUCACGACUGCAUGGAGAUCAUACACAGAACUGGCGGCAAGUACUUCCAAACAUACAUUCACUGGACCCUUCUGUUCGCACCUUUUAUCCCAUUCAUCGUCCUGUUCUGCCAUGUGAUGGAGACAAGAAGUGAGGACGAGUUUGCUCGCCUCGAAGCGUUCGUCACCUCGAUCGGACCCGCGUCGGUUCUCUCGGAGCCAGCCGCCAAGAUGCUGCAUCUCUUCCAGGUACUCCACAAUAUCGCGCGGCGGUACAUCGAGCUCGGAGGCUCUGUUGCACAGAACAGGGGGCAGUACUCAUCUAUCCCUCAGAUGAACGCAAGUCUGGCUGCUCUUGGGGUUCCUCAUGUCGGCGUCGUCCGGACAAACAGCCAACAACUGGGCCAGCGGGCGGACCAAUCUUUGGCGUUUGAUUCAGGCUCUCUGCCGCUCGACCGUGAUACCGAAUUCGGCACUGGAGAGGCACAGAUUGACCAAAAUCUAGUCAACCCGGUACUUUGGAUGGGUAAUGGGCCGCAGUUGGAGGAUUGGUUCUAUAAUAACCAAGCAUCGAUCCAGUCACUGCAGGAACCAGGCGACAGCAAGUUCAGAUAG